Engraulis encrasicolus (European anchovy) is the source of this 1689-nucleotide messenger RNA. Its product is annotated as heme transporter FLVCR2-like. Lineage: Eukaryota; Metazoa; Chordata; Actinopteri; Clupeiformes; Engraulidae. Gene Ontology annotation, molecular function: heme transmembrane transporter activity; heme binding. The transcript has 2 exons. The record is from RefSeq and is a predicted model, not a curated record. Gene Ontology annotation, cellular component: membrane. Bases 691 to 1287 code for a protein of 198 amino acids. Gene Ontology annotation, biological process: heme export; transmembrane transport.
CGAGGGCAUUGCCUAAUCCGGCGUGGUUCUUGUGGUAAUGUCAGCGUAAAGUUGAAACGGAGAUUUUGAAAAUAUUUUCGUGUGCAUGGAUAUUCUUAUUAUGAAUAAUACGCUGUUUGUUGUCAAAGGCGUUAAGUGUUAGGUGUUCCUCGUUUACCAGUAGUCAGUUGAGCUAGCUCGUAUUAUUAGCCAUUAGCCACUAACUUCUGUUUUUGCUUGCUCAUGUGCUGGGGUGGUGCUAGUCAUUUGACUGAAGGUAAUAUUUUUUGCAUACAUGUUCCAAUUCAGCGUAGCUUUGACUGAAUAGAUAGCAUGCUGUCUCUGCGUUUUCCGAUCCCCGUGGCGAGUUAUGGCUUAUGAUUGCUAGCUUAUCGGCUAUAUGCAUGCCGGUGAAUUGCAGAAGCCUAAUAAACGCGUGGUAUUGACAAUGCACCCUCGGUAAAGAAAGACAGACAAGUUAACCCAACAUAACCACUAUCGGAACAAGCUAUAGCCAGGGGCAUUUAUGAUUUUGUCUAGUUAUACCACGUAGGCUAAUUCUUGUGGUCCGCUUCACGAGACAGCUCUGCUAUCUUACAAUUUUAAGGUGUUUGAACUUGUUACAUAGGGAGGAACCUACGCCUUGUCACAUACAACUGACGGACGCGCACGUUCAGAGAACUUUUAACAACUAUUGUUAGAUUCUACAAAAUGAGUGAAGAUACAAAACUAGACGAUUGCGAGUCAAACAAUCAACAGUACUUUGAAGUGAAAGACCCGCAGAUUCAUAUAAUAGGUGGAGCACUAGGCUCAGACCUUAGUCCGAAAAACAGACAGCCGACCACACGUUUGUACAAGAAACGGUGGGUUAUCGUGCUCCUAUUUAGUUCGUAUUCCCUGUGUAACUCGUACCAAUGGAUUCAGUAUGGAAUCAUAAACAACAUCUUCAUGAAGUUCUACGGCGUGGAUUCCUUCACCAUAGACUGGAUGUCUAUGAUCUACAUGCUGACAUACAUCCCCUUCAUAUUCCCGGUUACCUGGCUACUGGACAAAAAGGGACUGCGGGUGGUAGCGCUCAUAGCCACGGCUAUGAACUGCGUCGGAACAUGGAUCAAGGUGGCUAGCGCACGCCCGGACCUGUUCGCGGUGACCUUUCUGGGUCAGUUCUGCUCAUCCUUCGCGCAAGUGUUCAUCCUGGGGAUGCCUUCGAAAAUAGCCUCGGUCUGGUUCAGUUCCGAGGAGGUUUCUACGGCGUGCUCGAUUGGAGUGUUUGGGAAUCAGCUUUCACUGUCAGACUUGGACUUUUAGAAUUGGCCCGGGACUCUUCACACCGACAAGUGACGCAAGCAAGGUUGGUUGGCGGUGGAAAUGCCUCGCAGCUAACCACGAGAGAAAAAGGAGACGCAUCAAGCAGCCAGGGAGGAAGAAUUCGGAAGAUGAAACACUGGACACCGCUCUGUGCGCUUGACUGACACUAUCCCAUGCAAACAUUUGUAACAAGAAAUGAUCUGAUGUGCUCACCAAGAACAGCUGGGGAAGAAGUAGAAAUUGCACAAGAACUGUGAGUGAAGAGCUGUCCUGUCGUGUCCGUCCGUCCAGCCAGCCAGCACAGUGUCGCAGCUCAUGUUUGAUUGUCAAGAUUGUAUUGCAGCAGGGCAAGUCAAGUCAAGACAUAUGGUACAGUGGUGGCAAUAAGUACAGUGUUGGUGG